Clonostachys rhizophaga is the source of this 2508-nucleotide messenger RNA. The record is from the annotation of a GenBank genome assembly. Lineage: Eukaryota; Fungi; Ascomycota; Sordariomycetes; Hypocreales; Bionectriaceae.
AUGCGUUUAGUCCCACGAGAGCUCGACAAGCUCGCCAUCUCUCAAUUGGGCUUCCUCGCCCAGAGGAGAUUGGCUCGGGGUGUGAAGCUCAAUCAUUCCGAGGCUACGGCUCUCAUCGCCAGCAAUCUCCAGGAGCUCAUCCGCGAUGGCAACCACACCGUGGCUGACCUCAUGGCCCUGGGCUCUACCAUGCUCGGCCGCCGCCAUGUCCUCCCCACGGUCUGCAGCACCCUUCAUGAGAUCCAGGUCGAGGGCACCUUUCCCACCGGCACCUACCUUGUCACUGUCCACAACCCUAUCAGCACAGAUGACGGCGACUUGAACCGUGCAUUGUACGGGAGCUUCCUGCCCGUCCCAAGCAACGACCUGUUCCAGCUCCCUCUCGCGUCAGAGUAUGAGCACACCAACCAGCCCGGCGCUGUGGUCUGUGUAAAGGCCAAGGUCGCCCUCAACCAGAAUCGGAACCGCAUCAAGCUGAGGGUGACGAGCAGGGGAGACCGCCCAAUCCAGGUCGGCUCGCACUACCACUUCAUCGAGACGAACCCCCAGCUCGAGUUCGACCGCGCCAGGGCGUACGGGUACAGGCUGGACAUCCCGGCGGGCACGUCCGUCCGCUUCGAGCCCGGCGACACCAAGACCGUCACGCUGGUGGAGAUUGGCGGCAACAAGGUCAUCCGCGGCGGCAACAACAUGGCGACCGGCCUCGUGGAGCUCUGGCGCGUGGACGAUAUCGUGGCCAAGCUCCAGCAGGCCGGAUUCGCGCAUGCGCCGGAGCCUGCGGGCGACGCCGCCCACAUCAGCGUGUUCGAGAUGGAGCGCGGCGCCUAUGCGACCAUGUUUGGGCCUACCACUGGCGACGUGGUCCGUCUGGGCAACACGGAUCUCUGGCUCAAGGUUGAAAGGGACAUGACUGUGUAUGGCGACGAAUGCAAGUUUGGAGGCGGCAAGACGCUUCGCGAGGGUAUGGGCCAGGCAACCGGGCGGCCGGAUGCCGAGUCGUUGGAUAUGGUUGUGACGAACGCCCUGAUCGUGGACUGGUCCGGUAUCUAUAAGGCGGAUAUCGGUGUCAAGGACGGGCUCAUCGUGGGGAUUGGAAAGGCUGGUAACCCGGAUGUUAUGGACGGCGUCACUCCAAACAUGAUCGUCGGCAGCUGCACUGACGUCGUGGCAGGCGAGGGCAAGAUCAUCACCGCUGGUGGUAUUGAUACUCACAUUCACUUCAUUUGCCCGCAACAGGCGCACGAGUCUCUUGCGUCUGGAAUCACCACAAUGCUGGGAGGUGGUGUCGGUCCAAGUGCCGGUACAAGCGCAACGACGUGCACUCCUGGCAAGAACUAUAUGCGCCAGAUGCUUCAGGCUUGCGACGAGCUGCCUCUCAACAUUGGCAUCACGGGUAAGGGCAACGACAGUGCUCCUGACGCCCUGCGAGAACAGGUCCGCGCCGGCGCCUGUGGUCUCAAGUUGCAUGAGGACUGGGGCAGCACACCGGCUGCCAUCGAUUCUUGCCUGUCGGUCUGUGACGAACUCGACGUGCAAUGCCUAAUUCAUACGGACACUCUCAACGAGUCUGGUUUCGUGGAAUCCACCAUCGAGGCCUUCAAGAACCGCACCAUCCACACCUACCACACCGAGGGCGCUGGCGGCGGCCACGCCCCGGAUAUCAUCUCUGUUGUCGAGCAUCCCAACGUGCUCCCCUCGUCCACGAACCCGACGCGUCCCUUCACCCGCAACACCCUAGACGAGCACCUCGACAUGCUCAUGGUCUGCCACCACCUGUCCAAGAACAUCCCCGAGGACGUCGCGUUCGCGGAGAGCAGGAUCCGCGCCGAGACCAUCGCCGCCGAGGACGUGCUCCAUGACCUCGGCGCCAUCAGCAUGAUGAGCUCCGACUCGCAGGCCAUGGGCCGCUGCGGCGAGGUCAUCCUCCGCACGUGGAACACAGCCCACAAGAACAAGAUCCAGCGCGGCACGCUCAGCGAGGACGAGGGCACCGGCGCGGACAACUUCAGGGUGAAGAGGUACGUGAGCAAGUACACCAUCAACCCCGCCCUCGCGCAAGGGUUCGGCCAUCUCGUGGGUAGCAUCGAGGUCGGCAAGCUCGCCGACCUGGUCGUCUGGGAUCCCGCCUGGUUCGGGACCAAGCCCUCGCUCGUCAUCAAGAGCGGCCUCAUCGCGUCCGCCCAAAUGGGCGACCCGAACGCCUCCAUCCCGACAAUCGAGCCCAUCAUCGCGCGGCCCAUGUUCGCGCCGUUCGUGCCCCAGACGAGCGUGCUCUUCGUGUCCGCGUCGUCCAUCGACUCGGGCGCCAUCGCGUCGUACGGCCUGCGCAAGCGCGUCGAGGCCGUGAGGGGGUGCCGCGGCAUCGGCAAGGCGGACAUGAAGUACAACGACACCAUGCCUCGCAUGAGGGUCGACCCGGAGAGCUACACGGUCGAGGCGGACGGUGUGGUAUGCGAGGCGGCGCCCGCGGAGACGCUUCCGCUCUCGCAGCCCUGGUUCGUCUACUAA